Penicillium cosmopolitanum is the source of this 1092-nucleotide messenger RNA. RefSeq lists its product as uncharacterized. The transcript has 2 exons. NCBI's taxonomy places the organism in Eukaryota, Fungi, Ascomycota, Eurotiomycetes, Eurotiales, Aspergillaceae. Bases 1 to 1092 code for a protein of 363 amino acids. The record is from RefSeq and is a predicted model, not a curated record.
AUGGAUCUACCCGCCCCAACUUUCUCGUUCUCGAUUCCCUCCAUACAUGAUGAAGUCAACCUGGAAUGUCGAGUUUAUCUACCCGACGAGCUCCAAAAUAUACAACUUGAAUCAGCAUCAUCAUCAUCAACACCUCCAACACCAACACCAGUGACAUCGCGAUGGAAACCCCGAGGAGCCAUUAUCGCCCAUCCCUACACCCGACUCGGCGGCUGCUACGAUGACCCUGUAGUGAGCUUCGUCGGUGGCGAGCUUCUGCAGGCGGGCUAUGUGGUGGGGACAUUCAAUUUCCGUGGCGCGGGGGGUUCUGAGGGGCACACCAGCUGGACUGCCAAGUCCGAACUGGAAGAUUAUGUCUCAUUCUACGGGUUUAUGCUGGUAUAUCUACAGCAGUUGAAAAAUGCCCUCAUCAGCGGCAACCUAGCUGGGCAGACUCCUGAUUCUUCUGCGCUACCAGGAGAAAGCGACAGCGGCAUCCAGCUCAUUCUCGGAGGGUAUUCGUUCGGAUCCCUUAUUGCCUCUCAUGCCCCGGACGUCGAUGUCAUACUGGAGUUAUUCCGACCGUCCUCAUCGCGUGUCAACAAGAUUUGCAGAGUCGCUAGGAUGAUUGCUGUAUUAUCCGCAUCCACGCAGCACCUCUACCCAUCGAAUCCAGAUGUCCUGGUAGGGCCAGAUACAGAUACGGAUACAGGGACAGCUGACGACUUUCAGCCCCGCGCUUCACCACUCAUCUCCAUUGCUUAUCUGCUCGUGUCACCUCUCCUCCCACCCGUGAGUCACUUCCUGACGUGCUUUUCCACUCUAUCACUGAACGUGGGGUGGGGAGUGGGCCCUCUAAGGUUAGUUCAAACCCGGCCCGACCACCAGCUGAGCAAGCACAGUAGCCUGGCGCUGUAUGGGGAUGGGGACACCUUCACCUCAGCCCCGAAAUUGCAGCGGUGGUCAGCCGAGAUCGCGCGCGUGCCGCAGAGUCGGUUCCAAAGCGGCGAAAUCGGGGGCGCGGGGCAUUUCUGGCGAGAAGAUGGGGUGGAGGCGAGGGCGAGGAAUCGCUUAAGGGAAUGGUUGAAGCUGAUCGAGUCGGACCAGAUCUGA